CGCCGGCUUCCUUACUUUAUAAAUUAGAAAUAUUAAAGAAUUUCAAAUAGAAUAUUAAAUUAACUAACUUAGAAGGAAUCAUGCUGAAGCUAAAAUUGGAAGCAUUGGGCCAUCCCACGCCAGCCGACGUGUCUUUAAACAAUCGCAAGGAAUUUGCUAGCACAAUUCUCUGGCUGGAGGAUCAGAAGAUCCGACUAUAUACAAUCGAGGACCGAGAAAAGCUGCGCAAUUUGGACAACCCCAAAAUGUGGGAAGAGGGGUACUUGAAAUACAAGGCUGAUUUGAACAUGCCCUGUUUGGAGUCCCAGCAGGAGGAGCUGGCCUGGAUUCUGAGUCACGCUGUGCGUCUUGAGUUCCUCGACGAUCCAGAGCAGUUUGCCUCUAUAAACAGCCAACAGCAAUCGGUCCAAACCAAUGGCAAGCAGACCCAGCAAAAGGUGCAAUCAAUUUUCGAAGGAAAAAUCAAUGUUCAGGACAAGGCGUUUAUCGAUGGUGUUCGGCUGCUGGCCAGCAAACUAAACGUCCCCCAUCAUCCCAACCAUCUGCUGCAGUUGGAGGCUGUGGCGCGGAUAGUCCACGAACGCCUCUCACCUGACGCUAGGGGUCGGAAGCCAAUUGUGGGGACACCAUUUCCGUUUGAUAAGGGAAACGACAUAGUCUCAUCCAACGAUCCUGCCCUGGACCUGCCCAUGCGUAUCCUGCGACUGCUCCAGAUCCAGAGCCUUCGACAACUGCAGACUCACAUUAACGAGACCAUCGUGGCAGUUCAGAACAUAACAGCCAAUCCAAAGACUGACACCAAGCUCGGCAAAGUGGGCCGAUAGUGCUCGAAUAACCGGACUAGCUAGGCGACAAAAUUUUUUAAACUUUUUUUUUUAAUUCAGAGAAAUUAAAUUGCUAAUCUCAUGAGAGGAC
Molecule: messenger RNA, 915 nt
Organism: Drosophila bipectinata
Lineage: Eukaryota; Metazoa; Arthropoda; Insecta; Diptera; Drosophilidae
Product: RNA transcription, translation and transport factor protein
Biological process (GO): tRNA splicing, via endonucleolytic cleavage and ligation
Cellular component (GO): tRNA-splicing ligase complex
Molecular function (GO): RNA binding
Source: RefSeq, a predicted model, not a curated record